Camellia sinensis is the source of this 1241-nucleotide messenger RNA. NCBI's taxonomy places the organism in Eukaryota, Viridiplantae, Streptophyta, Magnoliopsida, Ericales, Theaceae. The record is from RefSeq and is a predicted model, not a curated record.
AAAAUAAAAUUACAAAAGGAAGAAUAACAAUAAAAAAGUGGCACUUCACACCGAAGGGAAUAUUUGACUUUACUUUAAUCUCUCAACUAUCCUACUAGACAUUCUCGUGACUUAUUAUACCGAUAAAAUGCCUUGAGAAUCGAUCACCUCAACAUAUUGUUCAAUGUGGAUCACCUCAUUUCGUAUAUGCACCAUAUAAGCUUAGAUGAUUUUAAAUUCACAAAUCAUAAUCUAAGUUAAAACUAUAUUGCACUUAAAAUCAACCAAGCAACCAAAUCACAACGCUAUGCCCAAUUAUAUAUUUUGUGAGAAAUCUAUCUAUUUUUAAAUUAAAAAUAAUAAAUAAAUAAAUACAACUAUGUGAUUCUGGUAUUGAAACUUUCAAAUAAUUGUUGAAAUUCAGCAUAUCAAAUUUUUAUACAUGGGUAUGAUCCACCCACUCAAUGUUGAUUGCUAACUUUCCAUUUGUUCCAAUUUUAAUUCUUCAUAAGAUGAACUGAUGUUCAUAAAGUUUUUGAAACGAAGUUUGAAACAUUUUAUGUUUAAUGAAUGGUUAAUUCAGUUAAAUAGAAAAAAAAAUUUCAUUUUUUGUCUUCUACCCCUUUCAAUUUGUGCCCUUCAAUAGUUGGUGACAAUGUGAAAUGUUGUUUUGUAGGUGCAUUGCAUGUGCCUUGUUGGUAGUAUACUUGGGGUUGUCAUAUGGCCUGUAUGUUCCAGAUUGGAAAUUUGAGUUACUGAGAUCAAUUUCUAUGCCUCCCACAAAUGGAAGCUUUGUUUACACUGUGACAUGUUCCACAAGAGGAGAUCAUGGACCUGCCUGUAAUGCUGUUGGAAUGAUAGAUCGUUGUGUUCUUGGUCUUAAUCAUCUAUAUCCAAAACCUAUUUAUAGAAACUUCAAGGAAUGCAAUAUUUCCAGCAUUGGCCAAAUUUCAGAUAAUUCACCGUCAUGGUGUCAUACUCCUUUUGAUCUUGAAGGUAUAUUAAGUUCCUUGACAGCUGCUGUGACGUGCAUAAUUGGACUUCGGUAUGGCCACAUUCUUGGACAAUUACAGGACCAUAAAGAGCUGUUAUACAAUUGGUGCAUAUUUUCAUUUUUAUUUUUGGGAAUUGGAUUAUUCCUUGCCCUAGUAGGUAUGCCUUUGAACAAACCUCUGUACACAAUCAGUUACAUGCUGGUUACAUCUGCACCUAUAGGAAUAACAUUUUCUGCUCUGUAUAUAUUGGUGAGUUCUAAACAAUAA